UCGCUAAUGUUGAGCUAAUCGCGAACAAAAUCGGUUUGGAAUUGGGAGUAAUGGUGGGCCCACAAAAAAAGAGGAAAAAAUUGGAAUACGUGCGGCCGCUGUAACGUUGCGAAUUGUGCAAAGCCUCAAAAGUGUCAUAAAACUGCCUUAUUUGCGCAGCAUGCAAUAGAAAAAACAAUCCAAAUUCGAAAGGCAACGCGAAAUUAAAUCAGAUUCUGUGCUCCACGACCACCAACAACAACAACAACAAAUCGCUUGGUUUGCCAAGGUGUUAAUGCUUAUUUAUUUAUAAAACAUGCCCCGCAUGACUAAUGAAACGGGUUGCCGUUAUUAAAAACGAUUAAACAACGAAAAUACUCAGAAAUCUACGAAAAACCAGAAAGCAAAAAAAACUCCUCAAGGCAAACACACACACACUAACAAACUCUUGUGGUGGCGCCUAGGGUCCGAGAAAUAACAAAAAUAGAAGGAUUACAGCGACAGAAACAACAACAACAGCUAUUCAUCAUUGUUAAUUGUCAACAAAAGACAAAUUUAUUAUCGUUAAAUAAACACUAAAAGUAAGCAGAGGCAUUACGGCAAGUAAUUAUGCUUGACCCUGGGUUAACAAUAGCCCCAUCUCCGAUUCCAGCGAAAGAGGAAGAGAGACGCCGCAGCUAAAACUGGGAGUUGCAUCCCAAUCGUCGUUAGGUUUGCAAGUCUCCGGAGAACAUCGUUAUCCAAAAUACUCAGGCACUGAAGGCGAAACAAACAGCACCCAGCAGACCAAAAGCCGCAAAACGCAAACCGAACAAGUGGAGCGGUGGAGUCCCCAGACUGAAACCAAGACCGAGACUGACUGAGAGAUUCGAGAGAGAUUCAUAAAGUGCCACCGAAAAUGGCCGUAGGCAAUCUACACAACACGCGCAUGCUGCGCUUCCUUUUAUUCCUCAUUGUGGUGAUCCUAACCAUAUUCAUCUACACCUCGUACUCGACGACGGGCGGCCUGGCGGCGAACCAUCUGCAUUCGGCGGCAUCGCCGCCCCAGCAAUUAAUUGGCAUCCAUCCCGGUCGCCAGCCGGUGGACCAAGUGCCGAUAGUCAACAACACGGAGAAGGAAAACAGUCAGCAGUCGGCUGGCGGGGAGAGUGCGGCAAAGAUAACCAGCCGGCAGUCUUCGCAGCCAACGGAGGUUCACAAGAAGCAUCCGCAGCACCGGCUGCCCACCAUCGACGAGGAUGCGCUGCUCGACGGAGGCUCUGCCGGCGCAAGUCCCCAGGUGGGUGGCGCCGAGCAGACGCCCAAUGUCAUGGCGGACGAGCUGCUGGAGGAGCAGCAGUAUGGCCAGAGUGUUGAUGGCAUCACCGGCAACAUCAACAGCAGCGCCAAUAAUAACAACAACAGCAGCUCUGCAGACACGUUGGUUGUCAAACAACCGAUUCCCGCCCAAUCACCACAACAAGUGCAGUCGCAGCAGGCGCAGCCAGGUCUCUCCGAUGCGGAGCUCCUCAUACCCACGUCCAAUUUGCAAAAGUUUAUCGAGAACGCCGAUAAGAUACUGAAGAACAUCACCGCGAACAGCAGCACGGGCAAUCAAGGGGAUUUGUCACAACUGAAUUUGGUGGACGGCCGACUGGAAGUCUCAGAGGUUGACUCUGAAAAGCAGGUAGAAUCCAAGGCGGUCCAGGAGAUCAAGGAAGCGAAGAAGGAGGCCCAAGCUCCAGCACCAAAGUCCGCCCGACCAGCAGUGGCCGCCGCGAAGACGACGAAGACCAAGAACUUGGCGCCAAAUACUCCGGUGGAUCCUUCAAAAGGAGUGGUAACCUCGGAGCUCUAUGAGUCGGGUCACAUGGACGAGGAAAUAGAUGCCGAACGCAUCUGUCCGAGGGGCGGAGAGUUCAUCAAGCUUCUCGUUCUCAUCAGCUCCGCGAUGUCCCACGAUGCGGCCCGAAUGUCCAUCCGGCAGACGUGGAUGCACUACGGCAGCAGAAGAGACGUGGGCAUGGCAUUCGUCCUGGGACGGGGCACCAACGAAACCUUAAACAAGGCGCUUACCCAGGAGAACUUCAUCUACGGUGAUCUGAUACGAGGCAACUUCAUUGACUCGUACAACAACCUCACCCUCAAGACGAUCUCGACGCUGGAGUGGGCGGAUCUGCACUGCUCGAAGGCAAAGUACAUCCUCAAGACGGACGACGACAUGUUCAUCAAUGUGCCCAAGCUGCUGACCUUCCUCGACAAGCACAAGGACAAGCGGACCAUCUACGGUCGCCUGGCCAAAAAGUGGAAGCCCAUCCGCAAUAAGAAGUCCAAGUAUUACGUGUCGGUCGAUCAGUUCGCGGCGGGCGUAUUUCCGUCCUUCACCACUGGACCCGCCUACGUUCUCACCGGCGACAUUGUCCACGAGCUGUACGUCCGAUCGCUGAAGACCGUGUAUCUGAAGCUGGAGGACGUGUUCACCACGGGCAUCGUGGCCAAGAGCCUGAACAUUAAGCGUCUGCAGGCGAACGAGUUCGUCAACCGACGCAUCUCAUUCAACCCGUGCAACAUUCGCAACGCGAUCAGCGUGCACAUGAUCAAGUCGAACGAACAGUUCGAUCUGUGGAAAAAGCUGCUGGACCAGACCACCAAGUGUAAAUAGUAUUUUAAGUUUAGGGUUUAGUCUGCCGAUUAAAAAUUAUCCAGUGUGAGGAGGGUGGUCUUUCGAGAUGAAGAGCAAAUUUAUGUAAUAUGGUACGAGUAGAGAAUGAAGAUUAGCAAAGGCAGUUAUAGGAUUAUAAAAUUAGCCUAGUCUCUAAGUCCUAGAAAUAUCACAAAUUUCGCUGUCGAUGUCGCUGCAUCUGCCUAAAUGCACGCGGUCCUACAGUGAUUCGAGUACAUUUUAAACGAUUUGUAGCUUAAUUUUAGCAUUCUGAAUGCCAUUAUUUAAAUGAUAAUUACUGAGCGAUAACUGUGGUUAUAUCUUAACACUAAAUACAUUAAUGUAUAUCAAGAGAAA
Molecule: messenger RNA, 2977 nt
Organism: Drosophila ficusphila
Lineage: Eukaryota; Metazoa; Arthropoda; Insecta; Diptera; Drosophilidae
Product: beta-1,3-galactosyltransferase 2
Cellular component (GO): membrane
Molecular function (GO): hexosyltransferase activity
Source: RefSeq, a predicted model, not a curated record